GUAGCCAUUUAGAUUCUUUGGAACACACAUCUUUGUCAAGUGCAGGUGUGACUUUUGAUGCUUCACGUCACCAUCAAGUAAUCAUCACCAACCCCAAUACCAUCAGAAAUAACUCUCACAGAGCCACUCCUACAGACCAAAGCGGACAAAAUAAUGAAGCUGGGUCAGAACUGUUAAUUCCUAUGACUGUUACAAUACAUGAACAAUGCCCCGUUAAUUGCCAAAGUGAUAAUCUCAACCCCCCUCCUGGUAGAGAAGGUUCUGAUGAGGGAAAUGGGCUGUGUGCAAAUGACGAUCAUGUGAUAAGCACGCCCACAGGUAUUAACGUUGUUAAUAGUAACAUUAAAACUGCAAGAAAUACUGUAACUUCAUCAGAAAGGGACCAGACUUUGAUAGUGACUACUGAAUCAGCUACAGGGGAGAAUUCUGUGAAAAUAAAUUUGAUUCAGAGUUCAGCUGUAAUAGAAGGAUCGACAUCAGUGUUACCCAGCAUGCUUAGGACACAUCCAACAAUCUUACGUUCCCACUUGGGGAACAGAGCUGAAGAAACAAUCAUGCAUCUUCCAGGGGUGCAGUCCUCUCACAAUCCUAUGCAACCUGUGUGCCUGAAGCUGUUCUAUCCACCUCCCUCUGUGUUGCCAGACAGCAGGGCUAGCCUACAAGAAGAACCCCAUGAAUGCCGCUGGGCAGGGUGCAAGAAAAAUGUAGACAGGUUGGACGAGUUAGUUAAUCAUGUUAAUGAUGAUCAUGUUAGAGCUGACAGGGAUACAGAUAAUGACUACAAGUGUCGAUGGGAAGGAUGCCCAAGGAAGGGAAAAGGCUUCAAUGCCAGGUACAAGAUGUUGAUCCAUGUCCGCACACACACAAAUGAAAAGCCACAUAAAUGCCACCUGUGUGGAAAGAGCUUUUCAAGAGUGGAGAAUCUCAAGAUCCAUAAUAGAUCUCAUACAGUUGAGACUAUAGUUUCUGUAGCUGUAAACCCAACACUGGNAUACUAUUGUAAAUAUCCCAGCUGCAACAAACGUUACACUGACCCAAGCUCCCUGAGGAAGCACAUUAAAACAAACUCCCACUAUUUCCGAGGUGGAGACAUUGUUAACAAUCACCAUACUUCAAAUAUCCCCCCUCAUCACCCAAUGCCAAAAAUGAUGGAUAACCAUCAGUCCAUGUUACUGCCAACAGUGUUCCCCCAUCAUCCAGCAGCAGGUUUGCCUGUGAGUUAUGGGGGUGGAGGUGGAAAUGGGCUUCUGAAUCCCACCGCUUCUCUGCCUGCCCAUCAUGUUAUCUCCAUCCAAAGCAGUAUGUUACCUUUGUCCACCUUAGCGUCCAACCCAUUGCUCUCCUCGGCAGUCAUCGCUCUCUCGGGACCUGUCACUCAGUCAAUCUCCACUCAGACAGAUCGUAUGGUGUCCUCCACCGACAGCAACACAUCUGAAUCGCCUAAGAACCUGUCCACUGAUACAGAGAUGUUAGAUGAGGAUGUGGAUGAGACCAAGUGCCAGGACACUCCUUUGGAUCUGUCCACAAGCCCUAUUCUUGCUCAUGACAGUAACCAUGGUGACAGUAACCAUAGCGACCCAGUGGGGUCUGGGUACAGCUCCAAGUGGGAGUUGAUCAACACAGACUGAGAUCAACUUGAUUGUAAACACAUGAUUUAGAGAAAACAGUUAAGCAGAAUCUCCUUUCAGAUUAAUUGAAAUUGCUUCAAAUUUUAAGCCCCAUAAAGCCUGAAUUUGGGUUUUGAUGCAAAUUGUUUCAGGGGAAAACAAAACUGAUACUUGAACUGCUCUGAAUUGAGUUUGCUGUCACAACUUUUGGUUGGUCUACAUGUAGAAAACUAAGAAACUGUUUUUUUUUUCUAAUAAGAAAAGUUCCAGUUCAAGUUUGUCUGUGGUUUGUAAAGGUUAUGUAUUUAUAUUUUUCAUCCUUAGAAUUGUUUCCUUUGCACUGUAUCAUGAUAGAAGGUAGCAGUAACUUUCUAUCUUCGGAAUCGCAUAGAUCUGAUGAUUUUUUCAGCCAUAGGAUGCUGGAAAAUCACUUAAAAGGACCAGGAAUAAUUAUCAUGUGUAGGACAGAAGAGUUUCAAUUAAUUAAAGAUUCAGUUGAUAUUUUAAUGUGAAAACAGAAGCAUUAGUAUGCCAUAAUUGGAAAAGGAAUUCUUCAUCAAUUUUAAUUUAUGAUUUUGUGAUUGCUGUAAAGAUGUCAGUAUAUGCAUUUACCCAGUCACGUAUUGCUUAUAUUAAGUAGUUCUAUUCACAUAAUGCACAUGUCAUGUUGCAAAUAUAACCUGUUGUAAGCUGAACUUCAUGCCGUCUUGUCAUCUUAUUCUGCUGUAUGUCUAUACAUUUCACA
This is a messenger RNA of Lingula anatina, 2352 nucleotides long. RefSeq lists its product as uncharacterized. Gene Ontology annotation, molecular function: DNA-binding transcription factor activity, RNA polymerase II-specific; RNA polymerase II cis-regulatory region sequence-specific DNA binding. Lineage: Eukaryota; Metazoa; Brachiopoda; Lingulata; Lingulida; Lingulidae. The record is from RefSeq and is a predicted model, not a curated record. Gene Ontology annotation, cellular component: nucleus. Gene Ontology annotation, biological process: regulation of transcription by RNA polymerase II.